AUGCCUGACACAUUUUAUUCAUGGUUUAAAGUUACUGAACUUCAUGUAUGGAUGCUGUUGGUACGAUUACAUCAAGAUGGACCUGAGAGUAAAAAAAUUAGACAGUCAUUAAUAAAUGCAAUGUGGGAAGAUGCAUUAAAACGUUCUAAAACUUUAGCUCCUGGAAAUAAAAAUAAUCGUGAGGAUUUCAAAUUUCUUUUAAAUAGUUUUAGUACAAUAUUAUUUGCCUAUGAUGAAGGUUUAUUAACUAAUGAUAAAGUAUUUUCUAAUGCACUUUGGUAUUAUUUUUUCGGAGAAAAAUGUGAUGAUCCCAGAAAGAUAGAGGCACUUAUAAGAUACAUCAGAAGUCAGAUUGCGCAUUUAAAUGAAAUACAAACGAAAAACAUUAAAGAUGAAAAUAUUACUACAAAAAUUUGGAAUUCUGUCACUCUUAAAACCUAA
This is a messenger RNA of Pediculus humanus corporis (human body louse), 441 nucleotides long. Its product is annotated as Basic FGF-repressed Zic-binding protein, putative. The record is from RefSeq and is a predicted model, not a curated record. Bases 1 to 441 code for a protein of 146 amino acids. Gene Ontology annotation, biological process: mitochondrial respiratory chain complex III assembly. Gene Ontology annotation, cellular component: mitochondrion. NCBI's taxonomy places the organism in Eukaryota, Metazoa, Arthropoda, Insecta, Psocodea, Pediculidae. The transcript has 4 exons.